AUGGAGGCAGCGUCCGCGAGGAUGGCGGCCAGAGACCGCUUCAGUGUUAUGGGGGAUCCAGGACCCUCGAACCUCCAACGGUAUAUCCAACAAGCCUGCAGUCCCGAGAACUUCGAGCCAAACCUCGCCGUCAAUCUCGAAGUAGCUGAUCUGAUCAACUCAAAGAAGGGCAAUGCGCCAAGAGAAGCUGCGGUGGCCAUUGUCAACUACAUCAACCACCGCAACCCGAAUGUGUCCCUGCUAGCUCUCAACUUGUUGGAUAUAUGCGUCAAGAAUUGCGGAUACCCUUUUCAUCUUCAGAUCAGUACGAAGGAGUUCCUCAAUGAGCUUGUGCGGAGGUUUCCCGAGAGGCCGCCGAUUAGAGCGACAAGGGUGCAGAUGAAGAUACUGGAAGCUAUUGAGGAAUGGCGGGGUACAAUAUGUCAGACUUCACGGUACAAGGAAGACUUGGGAUUUAUUCGGGAUAUGCACAGGCUGCUUAGUUACAAGGGAUAUGUAUUCCCUGAGGUCAGAAGAGAAGACGCUGCGGUGUUAAACCCAAGUGAUAACCUCAAAUCUGCCGAGGAGAUGGAAGAGGAAGAGAAAGCUGCCCAAUCAGCCAAACUGCAAGAAUUGAUUCGGCGAGGUGGACCAGAAGAUUUACAGGAAGCUAAUCGUUUAAUGAAAAUCAUGGCGGGGUACGAUACUCGACAGAAAACCGAUUACCGGGCGAAGGCAGCAGAGGAAGUCGGCAAGGUCCAGCAGAAGGCACGUUUACUAGAAGAACGCCUCGAGUCUUUCAAGGCGGGCGAUGUCAUGACUGAGGGCGAUGUCUACGAGGAGCUGGCUUCUGCACUUCAGAGCGCUCACCCGAAGAUCCAGAGGAUGUGCGAGGAGGAGUCUGAUGAUCAUGAAGCUGUGGCCAAAUUGCUGGAGAUAAAUGAUAGCAUACACCGAACUGUGGAGAGAUACAAGCUCAUGAAGAAGGGCGAUGUGGAAGCUGCUGCCAAGAUCGCAAAGGGGACGUUGGGAACUACCACAGGUGUCAGCAAGAAUGCUGACAACGAGCUUUCUUUGAUUGAUUUCGGCGGAGAUGUAGAGACCAACGGAAGCAGCUCCGAAGCUGCGGCUCCAGUUGGGCAACCCGGAGGACUCGAGGAUGAUUUAUUAGGCCUGUCCAUGGGAGAGAGUAGUUUUGGACAAGGUGGUGGUAUUUCUCUUGGAUUUGGAAACAACACGAAUCUUCCAGGUCCAGCAUUAAUAUCCUCAACAGUGGACCAUAACACAGCAAAAGGACCAACUCCAACGCGGUCCCCAGCACCUCCGCAACCACCCGUCAAGCCAGACUAUUCUUCAUUUUCUGCGUUCGGGUCUUCAAGUGCGAGCUCGAAACCAACCACUCCACAGCCUUCACUAUUUCAACAACAACAAGCUCUACAGCAACAACAGUUCCUACAGGCCCAGACAUCAAAACCCCAGCCACCAGUUGAUCCAUUCGCAGCACUGGCAUCACCUCGGCAAGCGACACCACAGCAAGCAUCACCAUCCAUGUUCGACUUCGGAAACCACCAAGCUGCCGCACCAGCCCCAGCAGCCGCAGAUGAUGACGAAUGGGCAUUCUCAUCGGCAUUACCAGAAGGUCUCCCCUCAUCAAAUACCCUUCAGGUCAGCGAAACAGCUCUUAGCAUUUCGCUAUAUGCGGCUCGGGAACCACAGACACCAUCAGUUAUCACAAUGUCCAUAACAUUCUCAAGUAAAAGCGACCAACCGAUAUCCGAACUGACUUUCAUGGCAGCAGUAACAAAGGGCUACUCCCUCAAGCUACAACCCCAAACAGGCCGCAGAUUACAACCUCACGAACAAGGCGGGGUCAAACAAGUCAUCCAUUUGAAUGGUGUUGAGCAAGGGAAAGGCGACUCGGUGAAGUUACGAUGGAAGGCGUCCUAUAAGGUUGGAGCGCAGCCAGUGAAUGAACAGGGCGAGAUUGCGUCGCUUGGUAUUUCAUGA
Messenger RNA from Cadophora gregata, 1986 nucleotides. RefSeq lists its product as uncharacterized. The record is from RefSeq and is a predicted model, not a curated record. Gene Ontology annotation, biological process: protein transport to vacuole involved in ubiquitin-dependent protein catabolic process via the multivesicular body sorting pathway; Golgi to vacuole transport; Golgi to endosome transport. The coding region runs from base 1 to 1986 and encodes 661 amino acids. Lineage: Eukaryota; Fungi; Ascomycota; Leotiomycetes; Helotiales; Ploettnerulaceae. The transcript is spliced from 4 exons. Gene Ontology annotation, cellular component: trans-Golgi network. Gene Ontology annotation, molecular function: phosphatidylinositol binding; ubiquitin binding.